Messenger RNA from Ostreobium quekettii, 625 nucleotides. The record is from the annotation of a GenBank genome assembly. Lineage: Eukaryota; Viridiplantae; Chlorophyta; Ulvophyceae; Bryopsidales; Ostreobiaceae.
GUCAAUGGACGGCCGACGCCUACUCGAGGUGCUGGCGAUGGUGGCCCUGGUCUCGCCGAUCACCGUCCGAGCCCAGUGCGUCAGCCCGUACGUCGUCCAGGAAGGCGACUUCCUUUCCAAAAUCGCGGAGAUGAUGGGAAUUUCUGUGGAGGAGAUCCUGGCCGCCAAUCCCCAGAUCACUGACCCGGACCUAAUAUUCUCGGGCAUGUCUCUCACGAUUCCAUGCCCGACGCCAAGCGCGCCAAACCCGGGGGGCGGCUGCUCUGGUGGCUCCAAGGGCGAUGCGACGUUCUACUAUGUGGGCGUCGAAGGCGACAUAAACAGCGACGUGAAGGGUGGCUUCACUGCGUGUGGCGAGAAAUUCUCAAACAAGGAAUUCGUGGCUGCCCUCAGCUUCGACGACUUCGACAGCUCCACCAGCAACCCCAACAUGUCGCCGACGUGUAGGAUGUGCGCGGAAGUGUGCGGGCCAGCGGGCACGGCCGUAGUGAAACUCAAGGACAAGUGCGAGGCGUGCAAGUCCGGGGACAUCGACCUGUCUCCCGCGGCGUUCUUGGAUGUCGUGGGGCCCCUGGCCAUCGGCAGGCAGCCGGGAGUCGAAUGGCGCAUUGUCAAUUGCCCGUGA